GCCGACUGAACGUCGCGACCGCCAGUAUUUUUCUCUCUCUCUGUGUGCGCCAGACUGUCUGUCCAUCUGCUGGGGCUCUGGACUGUGCCGUUCGCCCAAUCUCUCCUCACGCCCGUUCAGUCGCCUCGAAUCUUCUCCCGAGGUCGGGUCCAGGAGAUUUUUCGUCUUCCCUGCUGCAGAUCCUCUUCAUCCAGCGCGCCAACGAAAGUGCUGCGCAUGUUUAAAGGCCCCUACGCUCCCGUCCUCGCGUUGGGCGCGCACGCAGCGAGAUGGCGAGGACGUCCGCCGAUGUUCAUGCGCUCCUGAACCCGCCUUCUCCUGCGCUCACGAACCCAGACCUGAUCCUGCCCUUCGACGGGGUCUUGGGAGUGACCAUUUCCCCGCCGCGCAAGCAGCCCCCGUCGCCGCCAGACAGCGACCAGACGACCGGCCGAUGGAACAAUGGCGCGCAGCAGAACUUCAGCAUGCCGCUUCGCAGCAGCCCCUCGCGCAGUGCCACGGCUUCGACACUGGCCAUCAUCGAGGAGAUGGGCAACACGGCCAAGAACCCCGUCUAUGCGCAGGCUGGGAGUGCCGUCGGAUCCUCUCCAACUCUCAAAACGUCUACCACGCCGCAGUUGAAGCCAAGCUGGGAAGCAACGGAUGAAAGGCGGUGGAGCAGUGGGUCUGGCUCGGUCCACAGCGAGGACAUCGAGAAUAUGCACUGGCCGGAUUUCGAGGGUCCGUCAGAGGUAGAUGAAGAGAGCGUUGCGUUGGAAGACGAUGAAGAGCAACUAGGCGACUUGCCCCAAAUCGCAGACGGAGAGGACCCUGGAAGUGAUGAACAGUAUUUGAGCGCCCAGGUGGACGGUCUGGAUGAAGAUCCUCUGAGCCGAAGAGCAGACAUCAUACUGGCCAAUGCGAAAAAGCGAUUGCACGCUAUGGAGGGAAAGUUAAGAGGCGCCCGCAAUUCUCUGCUCAUAUCCGCCCCAUCAAGCCCAAGUUCGACGUACUUUGCUCCGUCUGUGGACAGAGAGCGGCCACGGUAUCCGACCGCGACGGGUAUCUAUGGGCUGCACAACAAGCCCCGCACAGCACAUGUUUCUAGUUCAAUCACGUCCAAUUUCGGUCACAGUCGCAUGCUGAGCGAGGCGUCCUCCAUUCAUGAGAUUCAAACAGCGAGGACGUUAGCAAUACCAAAACGGUCAUCCAGCGCACUGGGCUCCUUUGCGAGAGGCCUCAGUUCGCUUGAGAAAUCAGCGUCCUUGCGUGGUGUCAGGAGUCAGCAAGACAUGCGUGAGAGACGUCUGCAAAGUUGGAUAGAAGAAAGCUCUCUGCCGAACGAGCCACCAAGACCAAUCAGCCAGCAAGCAGAGUUGCCACACUGUAGAUCUCCUUCUAUGGAAAACUUCCAUCGUCCUGGAUCUGCCGCGAGCAGCUUGCGAUCCCAAAUGGACGAGCUGAAAGGCCGGAUCAACAACUUGAAAGCUCGAGCCCAGGAGGAUCGCAUCAAGAGGUUGAGUUCAGUUGGAAACAGAACUCCAAGUCCAUUCGUAAACGCGAGCACUGACUCGGAACCGGCCAAAGGCUCGUCUCUUCGUGCAGACUCGAACCUAGGUUUCGGAACGAGCUAUUCUUCGAGAUUUCCAGUUAUACCUUCGAAACUCUCCAGUAGUAACUCGGACGAAGACUCCAGAUCGUCGAGAUCAAGAAGUACCGUUGUGGAACGAGCUCCGGUUAUCUACGCAGAGAGCAUGUACGAAGAUGCAGAGGAGGCCUUGGACAACAUCAAGGAGGAGCCUGAGGACAGUGAUGAGCCUAGCACGCCAUCUACUAUGGUGCCACCAAAUGAGCAAAAGGUUCUAAUGGGCCCCCAGGAUCCUACCGCCGAGGAAUUAGGCUACGGACCAGAUGACAUGGAUGGUGACGAAUUCGAGGACGCGUUGACCAACAGAUAUAACCACGCAACGAGUCCUGACGCUAUAAGUCUCGAUGGUCAAAGCGAGUACUUUGACUCCGUUCCCGUCAUGGCUGAACGACACGAAGAUCGCGCCGACGCCUUCGAUUAUGAGCACUUCUUCCUGCAUUCUGCGAUGGGCACCUAUACUCGCGAUCGACGAGACAGUGUCAGUUCUCAGGAUUCCGUAGAAACUACCCGGCCUGCAUCGCCAAAACGAACGUCGGCGGCGAUUCACGUCGAGGCAUCAUCGCCUCCGACAAAAGUCACAUCUGGAUACGGAACGCUGGUCGAGUCUUCUCCCGGUCUACACAGACGAAGCCAAAGUGUGGAGUCCAUUUCGACGGUCGCAACGUUCCAGACAGCAACUGAAGGCGAGGAUGAUUCCGAUGGCAGUGACGACCCGCUAGAUGCGGUGACACAGCGCAUUCUCUCCCCUGCGAUCACGUCGCCCGUGCCACCAUCACCGAAACGCAUGGUUGACUCUGCUGUUCACAUGCCGCAGAGAAACACGUUAUCCGAGCAAACUGCGGAGAUGGAGCAGCACGAGCUGGCCGCAGCCCUAGUCUCAUCGUUAUUUGGCAUCGAGACGAAGGGUUCUAAGGCUGUUCCUGCUCAGGAUGUCGCGCUGGUCGAAGGCAUCCUCUCAAGUCUGCAGGACGUAGUUAGCAAGUUGCAAGCACAACCUGACGACUACAGUCGACAAGAAUGGAGGAAACGUCUCGACGCGGCAAGAAAAGCCCUCGAUGACGUGAAAGACUAGUCGUGCAUGCCUUUCCGCAUCUGUUCCGAUACCUUUUGUCUUCUUUUAGCAAGUGUUUUAUUACAUGUCCUCACUGGAUUAGCGUUCAGCAUGGCGUUUCAUGUCCUAAGACGUUGAUUUGGCGCCGAGGAGUGCAACUGACGAGGCCUUGGAAUUGCGCCGCCCAUACCCACCAAAACAUACCGCGAGGACACAUAAUAUACAUUCGUAUAUUUUCUUAAUGUAUUUAGAAGCAUGUGAGGAUGCUCGGUUUGACCUGAUGAAGUGACGCUGCGGGGAGGCGCAUGCAGAGGCAUCCAUCUUGACAUAUACCAUAUACCACUGACUGUUGAGACCUUUUCUAAUCAACGAGCUAGAUGGCUAGAGCCUUGGUCCGCGUGUCUAUCCCGUUUCCCCGUGAUCUGUUCAGAUUGCUUCUCGACAUCAUCGCGCCGAUAGCUUA
This is a messenger RNA of Verruconis gallopava, 3141 nucleotides long. RefSeq lists its product as uncharacterized. Lineage: Eukaryota; Fungi; Ascomycota; Dothideomycetes; Venturiales; Sympoventuriaceae. The record is from RefSeq and is a predicted model, not a curated record. The transcript has 2 exons. Bases 270 to 2699 code for a protein of 809 amino acids.